Zingiber officinale is the source of this 5876-nucleotide messenger RNA. RefSeq names its product ribonuclease E/G-like protein, chloroplastic. Bases 3441 to 5747 code for a protein of 768 amino acids. The transcript has 12 exons. Gene Ontology annotation, molecular function: starch binding; RNA nuclease activity; RNA binding. The record is from RefSeq and is a predicted model, not a curated record. Gene Ontology annotation, biological process: rRNA processing. NCBI's taxonomy places the organism in Eukaryota, Viridiplantae, Streptophyta, Magnoliopsida, Zingiberales, Zingiberaceae. Gene Ontology annotation, cellular component: cytoplasm.
AAGUAAAAACAACUGUGUUCAUUUACUUUUCCGCUGCAUAUUUCAACUCAACUUUUCGAAUCGAUAUUCACCCCCCCUCUAUCGAACGAUCACGGUCCUACAGUCAUAACAUAAUUUCACUGUCAUAAGAAGCAGAAAUCGAGUUGAAAUAGGUCUUGAGGUCUUGUUUGAUGAAGAUUGAUCCAGCAUUGAAGAUGUAGAGGUCAUUGUCUUGUCAUGCCAAUCAUCUUCUCCGAGUCUAAAUCCAGGAAUUCACAAUGAGAGGAAAAAAAACAACACAGUUAAGAUCAAAGGUAAGUUUGCUGAUGGAUAAUAGAUUAUAUGAUAAAUGAGGCACAUGCAAAACAUCUCUAAGGACAAGGAAAGGAGAAACAACAACAGUUCCUUUCCUUGCUAUAGUAGCAAAGGAUCUAUCAGCAAUUUUAACCUUUUUAUUCCUUGCGCACCGUGUAUAUGUAGAGACAAAUUGUGAAAUAUCUAUCAUAUGGUCGGUGGCACCUGAAUCUAAUAUCUAGGAACCAUUUGAGUUUGUGCUGCCAAUAGAAGCUAUAGGGGAUAUACCUAUUUGAGCAAAAGAGCAAGAAGAGUUAGAAUUUCCAACAGAGUCAGAUUGAAGCAUUUUAUACCGGUGCUCUAUUUGAUCCUUUGUGAAAGGGAGAGAUUCAGAGGUUGAUGAUUGAUGUCCAUAAUCAAUACUAGUUUGAAGGGCCAAAUACCAGCAUUAGUAGCUUUAGAGUUGCUGCCUGACUUCUUUUUAUAAUUUUCUUAUUUGCCAUGGAUUUUCCAGCAUGUCUCAAUAGUGUGCCACGGCUUGUGACACCUUUCACACUAGAUUUUUGGCUUAUCGCCUUCAAAACUAGUCCCUUUGGUGACAAGGGCAGAUCUCUCACUAUCUACUAUCUUUGGUUCUUCAAUUCCUUUCAACAUCACUUGGGGUCGAGCCUCCUCUCGACGAACCUCUGAGAAAAUUUCUCUAAUGGCAGGCAGAGGUUUUCUCCCAAAUAUCUGUCCUUGAACUUCAUCAAGCUCCUUAUUUAAACUUGCCAAAAAGACAAAUGCCUUGCUUCUCUCUACCUUCUUUUUAUAUCGAAUACCAUCAUUGGUGCUUUCCCAUUCCUCUUCUUCAAAUAAAUCUAGUUCCUGCUAUACAAUCAUCAUUUCAUUGCAAUAGGCAAUAACAUUUCGGUUUCUUUGCUGCAUUCUCCACAUUCGAAUAUUUAAUUCGAGCAGUUGAGAAUGAUUCUCCAUAUCAUAGUAGGUUUCACGUACAACUUCCCAUACAUCACGGGUUGUUGGUAAGAACAUGAAAGGUUUGCCAAUGAUUUGGGUCCAUUGGGUUAAUAAUCCAUAGUCACCAAAGAAUUUUUCGAGCGCCAUUGUUUGUAUUUCGGAUCAUUUGAAGCUGGUGGCUUUAUUUCUCCAUUUAAAUGUUUGAGUUUCCUUUACCAUCAAUCACCAAGCGGAUGGAUUCAGCCCAUCCAAGGUAAUUUUUUCAAUUGAAUCUAUGUAUGGUGAUUUGGAGGGAAUCAGACAAGGAGAUAUUUGAAUUUGGUCGGUUUCCUCCUUCCAAGGAUGGUGCGCUAUCGCCGAUGGUUGAUCCAGACGAUUUUGAGUCUGUGCCGACCAUAGCGGCUUUGAAAUUUAUGACCUAGAACUGGGCUCUGAUACCAUGUAAAUAAUGCACCAAAAGAAAAUGAAGGAGAAAGACUAAAAUCUACUUUUUAUUACAUAAUAAUUCAGAUCUCAAUACAUCGUUAAAUAGAAGAAAGCGUAUAAGUUCAAAUCUCACAAAAUAAGGAAAUAUUCUAAUCCUAAUAAUUACCUUCCUAAAUUUAUUUCAAUCAAAUAAAAUCAUGACAUAUUUAAUCUAAUCAAAUCAUGCCUAAUUUAUCGACAGGGAUCAACUAUCUAAAGAAAAAAAAUUGCAUCCUGCCUACACAGCAUGGUGAUACGAGUAUUGUGGAUUUGGCGGUUCGAAAUGCUGCAUGUCAGGGAAGUGGUGCUGGCAAUAAGAUGGAAGUCCUUGGACUUUUACUGUUGUGUAUAAGUAUCUUAGCUUGUUUUUCCUGGAUAAAUUGGUUUGACUCAACCAAUUCAAGAUACUUCUUAUGUUGGCAUGGUAUUGGGUCUGCUCACGGCCUCUUCCCUGCCAAUCUGGUUUACUAAUUUCCUUCCCAAUUUUUUUCUUCAGCAUUUACAACAUAUAGUGCUUGCUUCACAGGUUGAGGCAUUCAUCUGUAAUCCAGUGAACCAUGGCCAAUGGUCAACUACACUAUUUCUUGAUCUUGGAAUUGACUCCAAGCCUUCCUGGGGUAUGGUUAUGAUGAGUUCCAUUGAUUUGGAGGUGUGGGUCCCUCUAAAGAUACUUCUGUCCUAGCUGCUCUAUUUGAACCAGCUGCUAGCAAGAGGAAAUUCGGUUUUAUCGGGACUAUCUUGACCAAAGCCUUGGAUACUGUGUGGGAACACGGCUGAAGAUUCAGAACAUAGUUUCUGGUCAUGCUCCAAUAUGCAGUUGGUGUGGCUGCAAGCUCCUGGGAUGCACUUAUCCUAAUUUGUUCACCUUUUAUUUACUGUUGGGGUGACUUUGAAUUGGUGGAACCAAGUAGAAGAUUGAAAUUUUGAGGCUUUCUGAUAUUGCUACUAACUGCUUUUUAUUUUUUAGUUAUUCUGAGUUUUCUCCAACCGAAUAUACGCUCUUGUAGCUUCCUCCAUGAGAAAGACUAGUUGCUUUCUUUCUCCCUGUGAUGCUAGAUAUGUUUUUCCCUUUUCUGUACCAUUUCAAUAUUUUUGGAAUGAUAAUUUUGACUCAGUCAUUGUUGUUCCUGAAAAAUUUAUUGUUUUACUUAUCAUUUCCCAUGAUACUUAUAUCAACUGCUUCCUUGUAUGCUAUUUACCGAGGGUGCAUUAUGACUUACGAGCGCACUGAUUUCAAACUCAAGGCAUUUUUAUCCUAUGCAUGUUUCAGGUUACUCAGCCAUUGCAUGCAGAGGGGUGCGGAAGGUAGUAUGGAAUAUCGAAGCUGAUGUAACCAAUGGAUAUUUGUUAUUUAUAACGGGCGAUCCAAUUUGUUUAGGCUCUUGGGAACUAGAGAGAGCUAUUCACUUGUCUCGUUGCAAGGAGCAUGCUAACUUAUUCAUCUCUGAAGUAAAGGUACCUUGCGGGAUUCAUUUCAAAUACAAUUAUUUCAUGAAAGAUGAGAGAAAUCCUUUGAGGGACAUUAUUUGGAGAUCUGGGCCUGAAUUCUCUUUAUCCAUACCUUCUCUUGGUAGUGAAAAUGAAGUCAUUGUGGUGAGAGAUUGUUGGAUGAGGAAUAGAAUACAGGGACUGCCAGUUCCCUCGUGGGGAUCGUGGAUGCUGGAUUUAGAAUUCCCCAACAAUCAGAUCAAGAAUGGAAAUUACAAAGUUUCAUCUGCAGUGGAUUCACAGGAGAGUUGGGCAUAAUGAGAAGUAUUAAUGGUGCUCGCUUGCUAGGAGAGAAAUUGUCCGUUUAUGAUAUUUCUAAAGAACAGUAUAAAUUUGUAGAUAGGGAUGCAGAAAUACAUGUGGUAGGUUCAGAGGAAAAGGAUUCUGAAAAAGCACAACCUGUUGAGGAACCAUGGCUACUUCGAUCUACUUUUUUUUCUUUUACUGAGUCUGGUGAACUUGAUGAUACUAUCAGUCUAGAAGAACAGCAUAAACUAAAUUUAGUGAACUUGCACGGGGCAGAUAAAAGACCUGAAGAUGAGUUCAAUAUAGUCCACAUUGAAGAACCAGAAUCAACUGUUAUACUUAUAAAUUCAUCUGUCUGUACCAUGCAAAGAAUUGCUGUCUUGGAAAAUGAUAAGCUCGUUGAGAUAUUGUUGGAACCAGUCAAGAAUAAUGUGCAGUGUGAUAGUAUAUAUUUAGGUGUGCUUACAAAGCUUGUUCCUCAUAUGGGUGGGGCAUUUGUAGAUAUUGGUAUUUCUCGGUCAUCCUUUAUGGAUAUUAAGCGGAAUAGAGAACCGUUUGCUUUUCCGCCAUUUUGUCGUGGUAUUGAGAAAGAGCCUUAUAACAAAUCUAGUAAGCUUGAACUCAAAGGUAAUUUUGACAUCCAUGGGCAUGGCCAGCCUUCAUAUGAUGAGGAUGAUAUGACUGAUUCACUAUCAGAGAUGAACCAUCAUAAUGAACAUGAAGUAGAAGAUGAACUGGAUGCAUCUGAUGCUAUUAAGAUGAACUUUGGCAACAAUAUAAAUGAGUUAAACAUUGUCGAAGCUGAUUUUGAUGAUGAAUAUGCUGAUGAUUUCCUUCCGCUAGAAGCAGAAAGCUCAAACAACUCUAGUCUUCCACUUCUUAUACAAGAAAGCUUGAAGGACGUUGAUGGUGUUGAUAGAGGUAACAACAAAUGGGAUCAUGUUCGUGAAGGGACAGAAGUAAUUGUCCAAGUGGUUAAAGAGGGGCUAGGCACAAAAGGUCCUGCUCUUACUGCAUAUCCUAGCCUAAGAAGCAGAUUCUGGAUAUUAAGCACUCGGUGUGAUAGAAUAGGAAUUUCAAAGAAGAUAACUGGCGAGGAACGCAGCCGCUUAAAAGUUGUUGCAAAAACAUUGCAGCCUCAAGGUUUUGGCUUGACUGUACGAACUGUUGCUGCUGGUCACUCUUUGGAUGAACUGAAAAAGGACCUUGAUGGAUUAAUUUCAACAUGGAAAGGCAUAGCUGAACAUGCAAAAUCUGCUGCAUUAGCUGCUGAAGAGGGUGUAGAAGGAGCAGUUCCUGUAAUGUUACACAGGGCAAUGGGUCAGACUUUGUCCGUUGUGCAAGAUUAUUUUAAUGAAAAGGUCAAGCGCAUGGUUGUUGAUUCUCCUCGAACUUAUCAUGAGGUUACUAGCUAUCUCCAGGAAAUCGCACCAGAACUAUGUAACCGAGUUGAGUUGUAUGAUAAAAGAAUACCCAUUUUUCAAGAAUACAAAAUUGAAGAGGAAAUCAAUAGCAUUCUAAGUAAAAGGGUUCCCCUGUCCAAUGGGGGUUACUUGGUGAUUGAACAGACUGAAGCAUUGGUCUCAAUAGAUGUUAAUGGGGGGCAGUGUAUGCUAGGAGAAGGAACAUCUCAAGAGAAAGCUGUUCUAGAUGUCAAUCUUGCAGCUGUGAAACAAAUUGCAAGGGAGCUACGUCUGAGAGACAUUGGUGGCAUAAUUGUGGUUGAUUUUAUUGAUAUGGUUGAUGAUUCAAAUAGAAGGCUUAUUUAUGAAGAAAUGAAGAAGGCAGUUGAAAGGGAUCGAUCAACGGUCAGAGUUUCUGAGCUAUCUAAGCUUGGGUUGAUGGAGAUCACCAGGAAGAGGGUCCGUCCAAGUGUCACAUUCAUGAUCAGUGAACCAUGCAUUUGCUGCCAUGCCACUGGAAGAGUGGAAGCUUUGGAGACAUCAUUUUCAAAGAUUGAACGGGAAAUAUGUCGCCUGCUUGCUGUCUCUCAUAACAAGCCAGAUUCUGAAAACGUGAAGUCCUGGCCUAGAUUUGUGCUAAAAGUGGAUCGUCACAUGUGCAACUACCUCACAACAGGAAAGCAAACAAAACUAGCAGUCUUAAGUAGUUCUCUCAAAGUUUGGAUUUUGUUGAAGGUAGCCAGAGGAUUCACCCGAGGAUCAUUUGAGGUGAAGCCAUUUACUGAUGCCAUGGCAAAUGAAGAGCAGCAAGUUGUUGCUCUUUCCAGAUUGCGGCCUACAGAAGCUAGGGCGUAUACUUCGACCACCAAGCUUACUUUGUUUCCUGUCAAGAAAGGGAAGAGUCGAGGUAAAUGAAAGGGCAUGUAAUAAGGUUCAUCUCCAUCUUGUUUUUAACUAUUUUUAAGUUUUGAUUUAUCAAUCUUGUCUAGUUUUCGCGCAUAUGCUACCUCAUUGUUCACAUAAUAUCACAAAGAAUUCUUUUGA